AUGAGCGACGAAGGCGAUGGCGGCAGCUGCCCCGUCAUCGGUUCUGCCGCUUUGGUGUUGGCCGAACUUGACUGGGACGAUGGGUUCGCCAUUCCCGUGGCUAACGAAGAAAACAAGGCGCUGGAGGAAGAGUUGCAAAAGUUGCAAAAAGAAAAAGCAAAUUUGCAAAGUCAGUUGUCCGACUAUGAAGACCGUGUUACAGCAAUGUCCUCACACUUGAAAAAUGUCAAACAGGAGUUUGAUUUGACACAAUCUCUUUUCAGAGCCAGGCAGAAUGAAAUAGAAACUGAGCAGCAUUUUAAAGCUGUUGCAGAGAGAGAAGUGGGCCGCCUGAAGACUGAGAUUCAAAAGCUGGAAAAUGAUGUGGUUUCACUAAGAGAGAAGAAAAAUAGUCAGGAAAAUAAUGUUUUCAAGCUGAGUCAGAAACUGGAAGCCUUAAGGUCCCAAAUGAACUGGGACCAACAAGCUUUAGAGGCUUGGUUGGAAGAAUCUGCUCAUAAAGAUAAUGAUGCACUUACAAUCCAGAAAUAUGCACAACAAGAUGAUGGAAAAUUAAGA
Molecule: messenger RNA, 558 nt
Organism: Protobothrops mucrosquamatus (brown spotted pit viper)
Lineage: Eukaryota; Metazoa; Chordata; Lepidosauria; Squamata; Viperidae
Product: coiled-coil domain-containing protein 39-like
Exons: 4
Biological process (GO): cilium movement; cilium-dependent cell motility; inner dynein arm assembly
Cellular component (GO): axoneme
Source: RefSeq, a predicted model, not a curated record